AUGAAUACAUUUACGGAGAUACCUACUGCUACCAAUAAUCCAUAUAUAUGGGGCAGUGCCCUUCCCAAUGGCACUGUAUUCAUUAUUGUUGGAUCAUUUACAGGCUUCUUGAUCUUUUGUAUUAUAUUAUGGUAUUUUAUAUCUAUAUAUCAAUCCAAAAAGUUGGCCACCAAAAAUUAUGAUUAUUUAUAUUAUAAUGACAAAUAUGGACAUGAUCAUAAUAAUUUAAAUUAUCUGGAUAUAGUUACAUCACCAAUUAUUUCUACAUCAUCUGACCUAAUCUACAAGCAUGAGAAACCAAAUAAUGAUGAAAUAGAGCAGUCAAAAUCAAAAAAACAAGACAAAGAAGACAAAGAAGAUAAUCAAAAGGAUCAAAAAGAAAAGGCUAGCCCAAUUUUAAUUACCACAGACAAUAUGGAGAACAAACAACAACAAAAAAUUAAUAUAUACAAGACUCUCAACAAUGUGAUGACAACAAGGUUAAUUAGUCAAAGAAGAUCAUUGUUUGUAUCUCCAACAAAAGAAGCCAUGAAAAUUGUUGGUAGCUUUAGCACUAAUAAUGAUACUGACAAGCAUCGUAAAACUAUUAAUAAUGACUCACUUAAAAUCAAACCGAUAAACAACAAUAAAAAUAUUACACCUCAUUUUAAAACAUUAUCUUCUUUUCAAGAUGAACCACAUUUAUCGAAGAGAAAAUUUAUAUCAUACAUUAUACCACCAUUAAUUGAUGAUGAUAAUCAAAAGAAACCAUCACAGUUUCUAGAUGAUCUAAUAAAUAAUGAUCUUUAA
This is a messenger RNA of Saccharomycodes ludwigii, 789 nucleotides long. RefSeq names its product pheromone-regulated protein PRM5 (gene PRM5). The transcript has a single exon. The record is from RefSeq and is a predicted model, not a curated record. Bases 1 to 789 code for a protein of 262 amino acids. NCBI's taxonomy places the organism in Eukaryota, Fungi, Ascomycota, Saccharomycetes, Saccharomycodales, Saccharomycodaceae. Gene Ontology annotation, cellular component: cellular bud neck; fungal-type vacuole.